Molecule: messenger RNA, 1446 nt
Organism: Aspergillus clavatus NRRL 1
Lineage: Eukaryota; Fungi; Ascomycota; Eurotiomycetes; Eurotiales; Aspergillaceae
Product: Set1-mediated histone H3-K4 methylation subunit Swd1
Exons: 5
Coding region: 1-1446 (481 amino acids)
Cellular component (GO): Set1C/COMPASS complex
Molecular function (GO): protein binding
Source: RefSeq, a predicted model, not a curated record
AUGAAUUUGUCGCUGGUUGAUCCCUUUGUCCUCGCUCAGGACUACCCGGAUACCUUGACGGAGAAACUGAGGAGCGGACAUGCGACAUGUUUGCGCUUCAAUCGCAAAGGCGAUUACCUUGCUUCCGGCCGAGUGGACGGCACCGUGGUGAUCUUUGAUAUAGAAACAAAUGGAGUUGCGCGGAAGUUACGGGGGCAUACGAGACAGAUUCAAUCUCUCAGCUGGUCUAGAGAUGGUCGGUAUCUCCUCAGCUCCUCGCAAGAUUGGAAAUGUAUUCUGUGGGACUUGAAAGAUGGUUCCCGAGUGCGCACCGUUCGAUUCGAGGCCCCUGUGUAUAUUGCGGAACUACAUCCUUUCAAUCAUUUACUAUUCGUCGCUUCACUUUUCGAAGACCAACCCGUCCUCGUUGACGUCUCAUCUCCCAAAUCGAUCAAACGCAUCCUCCCCUCCGCUCCAUUCCGUCCUCCACCCUCCGCGUCUGAAGAAGUCGAUCCGGCCGUCGCUGCAAAACAAGCCGCGCAGGAUGCGAAACACUCAACAUGCGUGACGAUUUUUUCGGCGUUUGGAAAUCACAUCAUCGCCGGGACAUCCAAAGGCUGGAUCAACAUCAUUGAGACCCAGAGUUGCACCACCAUCCAUUCCACCCGGCUCUGCAAUGGUGUGGUCAUCUUGCUGCGGCUCGCAAGCAACGGCCGCGAUCUACUAAUCAACAGCUCCGACCGCGUAAUCCGCACCAUCAUCAUGCCCGAUCUCUCGCAGCUGGGGAGCGAGCUCGAGCCCGCCAACAUCAAAUUACAGGUGGAACACAAAUUCCAAGACGUGGUGAACCGCCUCAGCUGGAAUCACGUUACCUUCUCCUCCACGGGCGAAUUCGUCACCGCCUCCACCUUCAUGAACCCAGACAUCUACGUCUGGGAACGAAGCCACGGCUCCCUCGUGAAGAUCCUCGAGGGACCGCGCGAGGAGCUCGGCGUCGUGGAAUGGCACCCGUCACGGCCGAUGGUGGUCGCCUGCGGUCUCGAGUCCGGCUGCAUCUACACCUGGUCCAUCGUCACGCCGCAAAAAUGGUCGGCGCUCGCGCCGGACUUCGGCGAAGUCGAGGAGAACGUCGAGUACAUGGAGCGCGAAGACGAAUUCGACAUUCACCCGGCGGAGGAGAUCCACCAGCGCCGCCUCGACCAGGAAGACGAGGUCCCCGACGUGCUCACCAUUGAACCGCUCAAGAGCGGCGCAGACGGCGAGACGGAGGCCUUCCGCAUGCCUGUGCUGUUGGAUAUCUCGGACAGCGAAAGCGAAGAAGACAUCGUGGCCGUGGGCCCGGGAACCAUGCGUCGUCGAAGCCCCGGCGCAGGUCGCGAGUGGAUGAAUCCCGACGGCGACGGCGAGAAGGAGACUGCGACUGGGAAAACAGGCACGGGCCGCGGCCAGCGGGGACGGCGCAAGUAA